CUUGUUUGAAUAUUUAACUAUUCUCUAGGGUGUACGUAGUCUUUCCGUCUCAUACACACAUACCGAAUUAUUACAUGGAGAAAUCCAUGAUGGUGGCCCUAAGAUGCGGGUAAGAAGUUUCGAAUCCAGAGUCUUAUAAAUAUCAUAAGGUCUUAAGAAUCACUUAAUAAAGUGUAUGCAAUUUGUGUUUGUAAAAUGCAAUUUUAACCCUAGUUUGGACCUUGUGAAAAAGGAAUAUCCCAUGUGAUUUUUUUUGGUUUUAACUAUUAAUCUAAUUUUUUAUUCACCAAUCACAGUCGAUCAUAUUACAUACAGUUGUGGCAAAAACCGUAACAAAAAAGUUACAUAUCUAAAUUUGUUGUUUGUAUGAUAAAUAAAUUGAAAUUUCCUUGAUUUGCUUUACAGGCAGUAACAAUGAGGAAAUACGCUGCUCAUCUCUCACUUACAACACUUGUUUGCUUCAUAGGCACACUACAGUCUAUAGUUGUCACUUUUGUUAUGGAGCACAGGCACUCAGUUUGGACCAUUGGAUGGGACAUGAAUCUUCUAGCUGCUGCCUACGCUGGUAUAGUGUCAUCAAGCAUUGCAUACUAUGUCCAAGGAUUGGUCAUGCAGAAAAGAGGACCUGUCUUUGUUACUGCCUUUAGCCCUCUGAUGAUGAUCAUUGUUGCUAUGAUGGGCUCUUUUAUCCCUGCUGAAUAGAUUUAUGUCGGAGGGUAGGUUUUCUUUACUCAUAUUUAUCUCAAUAAAACUAUAUAUUUAUGUACAAUUUCCCACAAUUAAUUAAAAUAACAUUUCAAAAAUCUCUUCUUCUUCUUCUU
Messenger RNA from Quercus robur (English oak), 821 nucleotides. Its product is annotated as WAT1-related protein At5g07050-like. NCBI's taxonomy places the organism in Eukaryota, Viridiplantae, Streptophyta, Magnoliopsida, Fagales, Fagaceae. Gene Ontology annotation, cellular component: plasma membrane. The transcript is spliced from 2 exons. Gene Ontology annotation, molecular function: transmembrane transporter activity. The coding region runs from base 415 to 702 and encodes 95 amino acids. The record is from RefSeq and is a predicted model, not a curated record.